This is a messenger RNA of Melitaea cinxia (Glanville fritillary), 2370 nucleotides long. RefSeq lists its product as uncharacterized. NCBI's taxonomy places the organism in Eukaryota, Metazoa, Arthropoda, Insecta, Lepidoptera, Nymphalidae. The record is from RefSeq and is a predicted model, not a curated record. The transcript has a single exon. The coding region runs from base 1 to 2370 and encodes 789 amino acids.
AUGGGUACUAUGAACGAGUUAGUUAAGAAACGAGGAACUUAUAAGGGUCGUUUAACGAAAUUUCUCACGAACAUUGAUACAUAUAAAGAUGUUGUAUGUUGCAGUCAAGUGGAGAUUUUGGAAUUAAAGUUGCGAAUGGCUAACAUUGAAGCGAUGUUUGCGGAUUUCCAGGAAACACAAACGAGAAUCGAGUGUCUGGCUGUCUCGGAGGAGGAAGUUCAGACACAUGCGGUACAAAGGUCAGAUUUUGAAUCUCAAUAUUAUUCCGCGAUGGCUAGGGCCCAACAGUUAUGUGGUAAACAUAAACAUACACAUAGACGUCAUCGUAAAUAUACCCAUAGUAGUUCUGAGACUUGCUUUUCCUCAGCCAGCGAUAACGAGGAUGGUGAAACGGUGAAGCAGAUGAAGAAGGGCAUUGCAAAUGUUAAACUACCCACCAUCCAAAUUCCUAAAUACAGUGGCGAAUUUGAAACCUGGCUUGAGUUCCGCGACGUUUACACAUCUCUCAUCCAUUCGAAUACAGCAAUUAGUGACAUACAAAAAUUCCAUUAUUUACGGGCUUCCCUGGAAGGCAGCGCUGCUCAGGUCAUUCGCGCGUUGGAAUUUUCUGCGUCCAACUAUACUUUAGCGUGGAAGUCUUUAUGCGAUCGGUUUGAUAAUACUAGGCUGUUAGUGCAAAAUCACGUUAAGGCUAUUUUUGAUGAAGAGGUGAUAAAAAAGGAAUCUGCUUCAUCCAUACGUAGGGUUUUAGAUGCAUGCAAUAAAAAUCUACGAGCAUUAGAAACUUUAGGGGAACCCGUAACCAGUUGGGACACAUUAAUUAUAUACAUCAUGGCAACAAAAUUAGAUGCGCGUACGCUUCGUGAAUGGGAGGAGCACAAAGUUACACACACAAAACUAACAUUAGAAAUAUUCACAAAUUUCCUUAAAAAUAGGGCAGAUGUAUUGGAAACCAUCGAAUUAGGUAACAACACAAGCAACAACAGACACGAGUCGUUAUCGAAGGGUACAAGUAGGCAUGUUCGAGGCUUAGCUACAGUGGUGCAACCUGGUUAUAAAAAACACAAAUGUCAUCUUUGUAAAUCGGAGCACCCCUUAUAUUUAUGUAAUGAAUUCGCGCAAAUGAGCAUUACUGGUAGGGAACAGUUUGUUAGGCGAAUGAAAUUGUGCAGUAAUUGUUUAAGAGCAGGGCAUAACUUGCGUGUGUGUAGGUUAGGUCCUUGUCGGAAGUGCGGCAGCAUGCAUAACACUUUGCUACAUAGGGACGAUGGCCUAAAUAAUGCAGCACAUGACACGACAGCUCCAAGAACAUCAGCGCUGCUGGCACCUACAUCAGCGGCGCAGCCAACCCAGCCGGUGCUGAAGUCAACUGAUGAUGUUGUCAAGAACAUGUCAGCAAUCAACAAGCAGUCCGGCCGAGUUCUUCUUGCCACGGCAUUAAUUAAUAUUUUUGACAUCCAUGGUAGACCUCAUGAAGUCCGAGCCAUUCUCGAUUCCGGGAGUCAGGCAUCUUUCAUGACGGAGUCACUCCUUAAAAUAUUAGGCCUGAACCAUAAGGAUACCAUGUCCACUGUAGCUGGCAUCAACGACCUGGUCUCGGUAGUCAACAAACGAUGCGAUGCAAUAAUACAGUCCAGAGUAAACUCAUUUAAAACUAACAUCACAUUCCUGGUAUUGCCAAACAUAACUUCAACUAAAAAUGAAGUCUUUAAUGUAGGCACAUUAAACAUUCCUUCGGGUAUUCAACUCGCAGACCCAGAAUACUUUAGUCCGUCAAGCUACGAUAUAUUGCUCGGCGCAGACAUAUUCUGGGACUUGCUAUGCGCAAACAAAAUAAGAUUAGGCAAAAACUGUCCGGUGUUGCAAGAGACGAAGUUCGGGUACAUUAUUUCCGGACCCACUGGACAACAAACGUCAAAUAAGAUUUCAUGCAACUUUAGCAAGUUUGAUGAAAUCCAAGAUCAGUUGGCCAAGUUCUGGACAAUCGAAGAAGUUCCUUCCACUAAAAAAUCGAUAUAUACCGAUGAAGAAGAAUUAUGCGAAGCACACUUCGUACAAAACAUGUCACGUAAUGAAGACGGUAGAUUUUCAGUAGGUAUUCCUCUAAAAGGAAAUGAAUCUGAACUUGGCCAAUCCUUUGAACGCGCUAAGGCGUGCUUCCUAGCACUAGAGCGUCGACUCGCAAAGCAGCCCGUAUUGAGGGCCAUGUACGUCGAUUUUAUGAAGGAGUAUUUAUCGUUAGGUCACAUGGCUUUAAGUGACAUCGAUGCUCCUCAUGAAAAUUCAUACUUCAUGCCACAUCACGGCGUCCUGCGAAAUUGCGAGUCGUCUUUAACGCCAGUGCUCCUACAAAUUCCGGCCUAUCCUUAA